AUGUCAAUCCUACAGCACAUCUACACGCAGAGGAAACUCGCUGCGGUUAGGAGCCAUAUGAGCAGGAUUCUGGAGAGUGAAAGUGACAAUGAUGAGUCUGGACAGUCCAGUUUGUCUAGCUCAGCGAAUGUUGGAGCACACCCGCAACAAGAAGCCAGCCAAGACUCGCACUCUAACAAUACUUCUAAUAUGAUGCAGAGAAAGCUUGAACAUUUCAGUAGGAGGCUAUCAAUGCUUGGUUUGGUUGCCGCUGAAGGGGAAAACAAGGAGGGCACCGAGAAACAGGCGAAUCUAAUAGAUUCUGAAGGAUCAGAGCUGCUGCAGCGAGAGGUACCGAUGACUACAUCUCUUCUACUGAACAAAUUGCCGAAAGCGACCAGUGAAGCUCUUGAAAAGUACCAGGCUGAGGAGAGUGACACAGGCGGUCCGAGACAGACCAAGGUACAGAUCAAGUUCCAACCUAUAGGAUCCAUCCCGCAGGUCAAACCGUCGGUGUGCAGAAUAUCGGCAGCGCAGCCGUUUGCGCUGGUCACAAAGUUUCUAAGCAAGAGCUUGAAGGUAGACCAGGUUUACUGCUAUAUAAACAACUCAUUUGCGCCGAACCCGCAGCAAAUCGUCGGCGAUCUGUGGUCUCAAUUCAAAGUUGAUAACGAACUCAUCGUUAGCUACUGCGGGACAGUGGCAUUCGGUUGA
Molecule: messenger RNA, 693 nt
Organism: Torulaspora globosa
Lineage: Eukaryota; Fungi; Ascomycota; Saccharomycetes; Saccharomycetales; Saccharomycetaceae
Gene: ATG12
Product: Atg12p
Exons: 1
Coding region: 1-693 (230 amino acids)
Biological process (GO): C-terminal protein lipidation; nucleophagy; autophagy of mitochondrion
Cellular component (GO): cytoplasm; phagophore assembly site membrane; Atg12-Atg5-Atg16 complex
Source: RefSeq, a predicted model, not a curated record